AUGUCCACGACAACACACCUUGCUCAGUCCGAUGUGGAUAGCUUCGACUACAUCAUCGUGGGUGGAGGGACGGCUGGCUGCGUGAUUGCCAGCCGGCUGGCAGAGUACCUCCCUCACAAGAAGACCCUUCUCAUUGAGGCCGGGCCUAGUGACUACAUGGAUGAUCGCGUGCUCCUGCUGAAAGACUGGCUGAAGUUGCUUGGAGGGGACCUCGACUAUGACUAUCCCACCACCGAACAGCCCAUGGGCAACUCGCACAUCCGUCACUCACGUGCAAAGGUUUUGGGAGGAUGUUCGAGCCAUAACACGCUGAUCUCCUUCCGGCCGUUUGAGUAUGACACCAAGAUCUGGGAAAGCCAGGGCGCCAAAGGGUGGUCGUUUGAGACGUUUAUGCGUCUGAUUGACAAACUCAGGAACAGCAUCCAGCCAGUUCACAACCGUCACAGGAACCAGCUGUGCAAGGAUUGGGUGAACUCGUGUUCCAGCGCGAUGGAUAUUCCGGUUGUGCAUGAUUUCAACAGGAAGAUCACGGAUGAGAGUGCGUUGGAGGGAAGUGUGGGGUUCUUCUCGGUGGCCUACAACCCGGAUGAUGGACGACGAAGCAGUGCGAGUGUCGCAUAUAUUCACCCAAUUCUGAGCGGGAAGGAGAAGAGGCCGAACCUGACGAUCCUGACGAAUGCGUGGGUCGGUAAGGUUAACGUGACCGGGGACAGGGUGACGGGAGUGAACCUAUCUCUUCAGUCUGGGGAGCGUCUCGUGUUGAAGGCGAAGACGGAGACGAUUUUGUGUGGAGGGGCUGUCGAUACGACGAGGUUGCUGCUGCUUUCUGGGAUUGGACCAGCCAAGGAUCUGUCAGAGCUGAAGAUUCCUGUCGUCAAGGAUAUCCCGGGUGUUGGAGAGAACCUGCAGGACCACCACGAGUCGAUUAUCAUCUGGGAACUCAACAGGCCAGUCCCGCAGAACCAGACGACCAUGGACUCGGAUGCCGGCAUCUUCCUUCGUCGUGAGAAGCCGAAUGCUGCGACGGAGGGGGGGAUUCCGGAUGGGAAUAUCGCGGAUACGAUGAUGCACUGCUACCAGAUUCCGUUUUGUGUGAACACUGCUCGUCUUGGAUAUGACAGCCCGGAUGCUGCGUUUUGUAUGACGCCGAACACGAUGCGCCCGAGGAGUCGGGGGAAGCUGUAUCUAACGUCCACCGACCCGAACGUGAAGCCAGCACUUGAUUUCCGAUACUUUACGGAUCCUGAGGGGUAUGACGCCGCGACGAUUGUGUUCGGGCUGAAGGCUGCGAGGAAGAUUGCACAGCAGGAGCCGUUCAAGUCGUGGAUCAAGAGGGAGGUCGCGCCGGGGCCGGACGUGCAGUCGGACGAGGAUCUGAGCGAGUAUGGGAGGAGGGUCGCACACACGGUGUAUCAUCCGGUUGGAACGACAAAGAUGGGGGAUGUGAAGACGGACGACAAGGCGGUGGUGGAUGAGAAGCUAAGGGUGCGGGGACUGAAGGGGGUGAGGAUUGCGGAUGCGGGCGUGUUUCCCUCGAUGGUGAGCAUCAACCCGAUGUUGACGGUGCUGGCGAUUGGAGAGAGGUGUGCGGAGAUGAUUGCGGAGGAGGGGGGAUGGAGGAUGGGAGGGGAGGUAGCGAGGCUGUAG
This is a messenger RNA of Pseudogymnoascus destructans, 1647 nucleotides long. RefSeq lists its product as uncharacterized. NCBI's taxonomy places the organism in Eukaryota, Fungi, Ascomycota, Leotiomycetes, Thelebolales, Thelebolaceae. Bases 1 to 1647 code for a protein of 548 amino acids. The transcript has a single exon. Gene Ontology annotation, molecular function: oxidoreductase activity, acting on CH-OH group of donors; flavin adenine dinucleotide binding. The record is from RefSeq and is a predicted model, not a curated record.